Rubroshorea leprosula is the source of this 2312-nucleotide messenger RNA. NCBI's taxonomy places the organism in Eukaryota, Viridiplantae, Streptophyta, Magnoliopsida, Malvales, Dipterocarpaceae. The record is from the annotation of a GenBank genome assembly.
UUACACCAAUGUGAGUUGACUUAACUCUAAAGAGAAAAAACAGUUUAUAAAGUCUAAUUAAUUGGGGGAGUUUUAGAUCAUAAAAUCUAUUUUUCUUGGCGUAAAGGAUAUCAGGUCUGAAACGGUUGCCAUUAGUCUAGAGAAAAUGUCCUCAAUUGCUGACAUCCUCAUGAAGCUAUGGGCUUCAUGGAAUAUCAGAGGAUUGAUUAUUCUGAGCCUCUUGGUCCAGUGUUUCUUAGUUCUGUUUGCACCUUUAAGGAAACAGAAGGGGGGAAAAUGGGUCUUCAUGACUUCGAUGUGGUUCGCAUACUUCCUUGCAGACUGGGUUGCUACAUUUACUAUUGGACUCAUUUUACGUUCUGAAAGAAGUUUCAUCUUAGUCUUUUGGGCACCUUUUCUUUUGUUGCAUCUUGGUGGCCCUGACACAAUUACUUCAUUCUCUUUGGAGGAUAAUGAGUUCUGGAUUAGACACUUGCUUGGGCUUGUGUUACAGAUUGCUUCCACUGCCUAUGUUAUCCUUCAUUCACCCCCACACAACAAGCUUUUGUUCCCAGCUCUCCUGGUGUUAGUUGCUGGAAUAAUCAAAUAUGCAGAGCGAAGCCGUGCUUUUUACCUUGCAAGUUUAGAGCAUUAUGGAGAUAAGGGAAGGGCUUCCAUUUACCAGCGAGAAGUAGAAGAUUCUUUUCAACGUGGGACAAGAAAGGAAUUAGUAGCGGCCUAUGGCAUUAUCAAGAAUCUACUCGUUGGGCCUCUUCUAACUCCAAAGUACCGCAUUUCCAGCAGACAAGUCUUGGAUGGAAAAUGCCCAGAACAAGUCCUCCAGAUGAUGGAGAUUGAGCUAAGCCUCUUGUAUGAAGCUCUUCACACCAAGUUGCCAGUGGUUCAUAUCAAGAUUGGAUACAUUUUCCGGUUAAUUAGUUUGAGUUGCAUUUUCGGAGCCUUGUUGUCAUUCAGAUUAAUUCCCCAACACCCCAAGUUGAGACAUGUUGAUAUCUGGAUAACCUAUGGUUUGCUGAUCGGGGCCAUAACAUUGGAUUUCAUAUCCAUCGGAACGCUUAUUCUUUCCGAUUUUAAUCUAGCUUAUUAUUGUUUGAGAGGGAGUACCAAUGUCAAAAUUGUGGCAUGGAUUCAUAACAGGGUCAUCAACAGGCGUAGGUGGUCCAAAAUAAUCCCCCAGCACAACUUGAUAACCUAUUGUCUCAAUGACUAUCCAGAUUGGUUGAUCAAAUUUGCUGAUUUGCUUUACUUAAGGACAUUUUUAGAGGCCAUUAAAAAGAAGCUAUGCCUGUCGUCACAAGAGUUGAACGAGCAAGUGUGGAACUUCAUUUUUGAACAAGUGAAGACUAUGGCUGUGUCUGCAAAGACGGUUGAAAUGGGCAAGGAAAUUUGUCUAAGAAGAGGUAAUGGAAUUCUUGACAACGACGAAAAGUUUAGGGAUGUCAUCUGGAGCAUCAAGGAGUUAGAUUACACAGAAAGCCUUGUAACGUGGCACAUAGCCACCGACUUCUGCUUUCAUGACAAGGACGGUAAUUCUUCUGACAAUAUGGAUUACAGAGAAAUAUCCAAGUCACUCUCAGAUUAUAUGUUUUACCUUCUGGAGAUGGAGCCUGCUGCAAUGGCCACCGUGUCCAUGGAUCGGAAAGUGGUACGUGAAGCAACAUAUGACCAGAUAAAAGGUUUCAUCAAUGGUCAAUCCUGUUUGGAUGGGAAAAAUGUCUCCAGAGCAAUCUUUGCGUUAAAUCCAGAGCUUGACUUCGUGUCUCCAAUUGGAAGAAAACCUGUUUUUCUUUAUGCGCGUAAACUUGCCCACCAGUUGAAGGAAUUGGACAAAUCGAAUGGAUUUCCGUGGGAGUUAAUGAGCAAAGUUUGGGUUGAAUUGAUGUGCUAUGCUGCUGUCAAUUGUAGGGCAAAUGUGCAUGCACAGCAACCAAGUAGAGGUGGACAACUUAUCACUAUCGUUUGGUUGUUGAUGAAUUGGUUCGGUCUUGGAACUCAAUUUGCAACUGGAUUUCAUGAUGUAGUUUGAUUCAUGUCUCUAUGUAUAUGCGCAUGUGUAUAUGUAUGUGCAUGUCUUGUCAGUUAUCCUUUUAUAUAUGAGUGCUUGAGCUUAUUAUUAUUAUUUAUUUGGAAUGCUAGUUUAUUGUAUUAUACAUUUAGUAAUAUUGGCAAUGGAGUUUGCCUUUUUAGUAUGGUUGUAAUUCGAUUUUGUGCUUCUUUUUUAUUCAUUUAUUUAUAUUCUGUUUGAACUAUGUUAGAGUAUCUUUUGUUCAUUUUGCAAGAAUUUUUUUUUCUAUUAAAAAAGUUAAACUACA